Molecule: messenger RNA, 870 nt
Organism: Arachis ipaensis
Lineage: Eukaryota; Viridiplantae; Streptophyta; Magnoliopsida; Fabales; Fabaceae
Source: RefSeq, a predicted model, not a curated record
AUGAGGAGACAACAUAGACCAGACAUUGCUAUUCUUUUGGAAACUAAAUGCAGUGGAGACACAGCAAAAAGAGUGAUACAUAACCUUGAUUUCUCUUACUCUAUUUUAGAAGAAGCUCAAGGAUUUGUAGGAGGCAUAUGGAUCUGCUGGAAUAGACCAGAUAUCAACAUAACCACCAUAGAAAAGCAUAGUCAAUAUUUACAUGUUAAAAUCCAAACUCAGAGUGAAAAGGAACGAUUUCUCACAGCAGUCUAUGCCAGUCCUCAGAGUCAGAAUAGAAGGGAAUUAUGGCCUAAAAUUCUCAAUAUAGCUAAUCAGACUAUGAGAGAUUGGUUGAUAGCUGGUGAUUUUAAUGAAAUUAAAGACAACUCAGAAAAAAAGGCGGUGCUACUAUUAGUAACAGAGAUUGCAAAGAAACUCAUAGCGGAGCACACUGAAGAGGAAAUAAAAAAUGCUCUCUACAGUAUUAGAUCGUUUAAAGCACCAGGAAGUGACGGAUUUUCAUCUCUUAUCUACAAGAAUAACUGGGAUUUAAUGAAAGGGAAGCUGUAUGAUUUUAUCAACUGCUGCUGGCAAUAUCCGGAUCUUAUAAAGCAAUGCAACAACACUCUACUAACUCUUGUGCCUAAACUUAAUAGCCCAGAAUUUGUCUCUCAAUUUCGGCCUAUUGCUCUAUUCAAUGUGAGUUACAAAGUCUUGACCAAGAUUUUGGUGGAAAGAAUCAAACCACAUUUGAAUGAUAGAAUAGCAGUCAACCAAUCAAGUUUCAUUCCGGAAAGGAAGAUUCAAGAUAAUAUUCUUAUUGCCAAAGAGAUGAUGCACACCAUGAGGUGCAUGAAAGAAAUGAAGCAAUUUAUGGCUGAUGCGUGA